AUGCCUCCUUCUAAUCAGAAUCAAGACCAUUGUAUGCACACGUUCGUCCUUCCUUCUUUACCCAAGCUCGGCCUCCCUCCUCUCCCACCUAUAACCGAUUCCAAGCUCAGAGAAAUGGUGUUCACCCAUGCAAGUCUCUCAAAUGUGCCCAGAAGCUACAGCACCUCUGUCUUCCUGGAAGAAGGUCAAGGGAGUUUGGAUUACGAAAAACUAGAACACAUCGGAGAUGCUUUGCUUGAAGCCAUAGCUGUUUCCUUAGCUCACGAACUAUAUCCCAACUUCCGUCAAGGAAGUGCCUCAAUCAUGCGACACCAGCUUGUCAGUAACGCUACUUUAGCCCAAAUCUCAUGCCAGUAUGGUCUACCCAAUCUUCUCAAAUCGGAACCAUCCCUUCGAUUUACCCUUCGGCGAAACGAGAAAGUCCAAGCGUCCAUCUUCGAAGCUUACAUCGCUGCGGUGUACUACUCAUAUCUCGGCGGCGGAGAUAUAAUCACUGCCGAGUCAAGUCGAUCACUCCAGCUUGCACAGUCGUCCACCCCUAGCUCAAGUCUUUUGCCAUCUGUGGCAGAUCCCAGUCAAGGGGAAGAUGCGCAACCAGAUUCAGGCUCCGAUGGAGAGAGCGAGGAUAGCGAUCAAGAAUACUUUGAUGCGGAGUCAACUACGGAAUCAGAUACUGAUAAUAACGCCGGGUCUGGAGAAAGUGACGAAUCUACCGAUUAUUACGAUGGUAUCGAGAUCAUAUUCAAAGACUUGUCAUCGGAUGAAGAUAAGGACAUGAGCUCUUCGAAUUCCCAAAAAUCAUUUGAAUCAUUGCCUUCUCCCCAACUCAAUGACUCUCCCGAUAAUACCACCUCUUCCGAUACUAUCGUACCCCGCAAGACACGAGGUGAAGCAUAUGAUUAUCUCUUUCAAUGGUUAAGACAAGUCCUGAAGCCCAUCGCCCGGUUUGCUGUAGAACAUCUCGAGGUAGAAGAGAAACGAAUCCAGCAGAAAUACAAUCGUGUACCCGAACCGGUCUUCAUAGCUCCUGCAAGCUGGAAGGAGGAAGAUGAGAAAGCUCGAGGGGGGAAGAAUAUCCUUCAUUGUCAUUUUCAGGAAGGAGAGUUUCCAACCUAUACGGAAUCUCGACUACCUGGAAAUCCCAACACUUCACCUUGGAAGGUAGUUUGUACAGUCACUGAUGAUAGUGGCAAAGAAUGGACGGCGGAAGCUACGAGGUUUACCAAACGGGAUGCUGCUAAUGUGGCGGCAUGGAAGGUCUGUAUCGCCAUGGGACUUAUUAAGGCUGAUGAGUAG
Kwoniella mangroviensis CBS 8507 is the source of this 1296-nucleotide messenger RNA. RefSeq lists its product as uncharacterized. The record is from RefSeq and is a predicted model, not a curated record. Gene Ontology annotation, molecular function: ribonuclease III activity. The transcript has 4 exons. The coding region runs from base 1 to 1296 and encodes 431 amino acids. Gene Ontology annotation, biological process: RNA processing. NCBI's taxonomy places the organism in Eukaryota, Fungi, Basidiomycota, Tremellomycetes, Tremellales, Cryptococcaceae.